AUGGAGCGAAAUUCUCAACACGACGCAUACGGUUUUCUUAGCAUUAUACUUUACGCUGCUGGGGCGGCCGUUGUUGCCAGACUCCUCAUCUUAUCCAUAAAGAUACCUUCCGAAGUCUCAUGGCGUGCAUUUUUUCGAAAUAGGCGACUAGAAGUCAAACCGACCGAGUACUCAAAUGUCUUUCCACCAUCACAAAGAAAACGUCUCUCGUGUGAAUCGAGUAAAGACUCCGCAGUUGCCACCUUGAUUGACCUGUCACGACAUCCCGAAUUACUUCUCAGGCUUGAGGAGGACUAUCGCACCGCUUCGGCAACCCGAUUCCUGUUUAGUGGCUUUUGUGUUGGAGACAUUCGAGCCCUGGGGAAUUUUCCCAACUAUGCCGAAUUGUGCGAAGUACCGCUUCCGAUCGCCAUAGAAGACUUCAAUAUUACGACUGCCAAGGCAAGGCCAUACCGACCAUUGCGAUGGCCGUAUCAUCAAACUAUGGCAAUCCAAAGGUUAGAGCCAGACUACUGGAUCGAGCUGGAGUCUACAUACGAGGAACAGAUUCAGGAGCGCAAAUCAAUUAUAAAGAAGCAUGGACUAGAUGUCAUGCAGGCUCUUCCCGGCUCGGAACUGGCCUGCAAGGAGCUCAUGGAAAUGGUCAUACAAUUUUUAUGUGCCAGAUAUCCGAAGCAAUUCAUUUUGAAGGGCAACACACUCAUAAACAAUAUUCGAGGCACCGAAUAUGAUGUCUACGGCAAUCCCCCUCUCCAGAUUUUAGCAGAGAACGUUCCCGAAGACUUUGCCAUCAUGAUCCGAGACCCCAAGACAGGGACAUAUAAGUUCCGUGCUGGCAUCAUAUGUGCAUCAACCGGCUGGAACCUGGGAGGGAAAAUAGGGAAGGGGUUGGCUGAAAUCCACAGCCCAGUGCCUGACUAUAGGAGCAAGAUGCAGCUCAGCAUGGAUAGAUUUUUCACCAAGUUUCCCGCAUCUAAGCCGGUGCAGAGAGGUGCUUGGGGCUUUGAAGUUGGAGAGCAUUUGUAUACACCACCUCGUCAUGCCGAUCUACAAGCUUUAGAAGUCCAGGAUCCACAGCUCCAACCGGAUGACCUGAGAUUCCGUGUAGACUGGCAGACGUUGCGCCGAUUACCUCUAUCCGGAGCAAUCGUAUUCAACUUUAAGGCAUUCUUCACACCAGUGACGGAGCUUUUAGACGAGCCGUAUAUACCUUCGCUGUGCCUCAAGGUGCUGCAGGAGAGUAAGGCGAACUUGAGAGAGUACAAACAAGUGCACCACACUGAACACGUUCUUGUACCCGUGCUGCAGCAAUACGAGAAGUAUCAACUAGAAAAGGGUUUAAUACAACCUAACUGGGAAACUCGGACCCUUGAAGAGAGUCCUUUUUUCCGUGGGUGGCAAGAUAGGCAUAAUUGUUGUGGGAAGGGCACCAUGACUUGA
This is a messenger RNA of Pochonia chlamydosporia 170, 1440 nucleotides long. Its product is annotated as alpha-1,2-mannosyltransferase. The transcript has 3 exons. NCBI's taxonomy places the organism in Eukaryota, Fungi, Ascomycota, Sordariomycetes, Hypocreales, Clavicipitaceae. Bases 1 to 1440 code for a protein of 479 amino acids. The record is from RefSeq and is a predicted model, not a curated record.